Molecule: messenger RNA, 1563 nt
Organism: Verticillium nonalfalfae
Lineage: Eukaryota; Fungi; Ascomycota; Sordariomycetes; Glomerellales; Plectosphaerellaceae
Exons: 2
Coding region: 1-1563 (520 amino acids)
Molecular function (GO): phosphatase activity
Source: RefSeq, a predicted model, not a curated record
AUGGUCAAACCAAGACUUAUCAUUCUUAUCCGGCAUGCCCAGUCAGAGGGUAACAAAAACAGAGAAAUUCACCAGGCCAUACCCGACCAUCGCGUCAAGCUCACGCCCGAAGGCUGGAACCAAGCAUAUGAAGCCGGCCGCUCCCUGCGCAAGCUGCUGCGUGCCGACGACACCCUCCACUUCUUCACCUCUCCAUACCGCCGAACCCGCGAGACCACUGAGGGCAUCCUUGCCACCCUGACAUCCGACGACGACGAGCCCUCUCCCUUCAAGCGGUCUAACAUCACCGUUCACGAAGAACCGCGGCUGCGCGAACAGGACUUUGGCAACUUCCAACCAUGUAGCGCCGAAAUGGAGCGUAUGUGGCAAGAGCGCGCCGACUAUGGCCACUUCUUUUACCGCAUCCCCAACGGCGAGAGCGCCGCCGACGCAUACGAUCGAGUGAGCGGCUUCAACGAGAGCCUGUGGCGUCAAUUUGGUGACAAUGACUUUGCCAGCGUCUGCGUUCUCGUCACCCACGGCCUCAUGUCCCGCGUAUUCCUCAUGAAGUGGUACCACUUCACCGUUGAAUACUUUGAGGACCUGCGCAACGUCAACCACUGCGAGUUCCUCAUCAUGCGCAAACAGGAGGAGAGCGGCAAAUACAUACUCGAGAAUAACCUCCGCACCUGGUCUGAGCUGCGGCGCGAACGCGUCCUGCAGGGUAAGGAAAAGCAGGUCGCCCCGAGCCCCAUCGAGAAGACUAAGAGCUUCGUCCCGACGCGGCGCUGGGGUGGUUGCCCCAACGGCUGCAACCACCAAAGCCACUACGUUCGCCGCGACGACCUCGAGUCGCUGCGACAGACGGAUGAAAAGGCAGCCGCGGCCGCCAGCACUGUCUGCAAGCCACACUCGCAGACCCACUCGCAGACCCCCUCCGUCUCGAGUCUCGCCAGUCGCCGGCCAGUAGGCAAGCGCUUUCAGCUCGCAUACGGCUCAGACGAAGACCACGACGACGAAGAGAGCGGCACCGGCGGAUCCCGCUCCACCCCUCAGAUUGACGUUGUCCGCUCUCACGAAGAGGUUGUCUCAUCACCCGAUGGUACGCCCUCUUACAUCUCCGCCGAGGACCGUCUGCGCAGCCUUCGUUCACCUCACCUCCACAUUGGGCGGGACGGUGGCGGCACGUACUCUGGUCACGCAUCCUUGUCGAAUAGUGACGCCGAGGACAACUCUGAGGACGAGCACGCCGGUCAUCGGGGUCACGGACGUGUUGCGUCGCUGGCGGCGCAGCUGGAGAAGCUCCCGACUGGUGCGAACGGACGGCACGCCAACGGACAUGCUACCGACACGCCAGGCGGCCAUGUGAACGGCAAGGGCCCUAUUGCGGUGGUCAACGAUGAGGCCGUCACCAAGGAAGAUGCAAGCUUGGACGAAUACGGCAUGGUGCCUGGCGCGCGUGCGAAUCGUCUCGGGGAUGCGCUCAGUAGUGUCGGCUCCGACGGUGGGAGGGACGCGGAUGACGAUGACGAUAUCGACCGGGCCGAGAGGGCCGACCGGAGCAUACAAGGGAGUGUCUAUUGA